Messenger RNA from Vitis vinifera (wine grape), 504 nucleotides. Its product is annotated as histone H4. Lineage: Eukaryota; Viridiplantae; Streptophyta; Magnoliopsida; Vitales; Vitaceae. The transcript has a single exon. Gene Ontology annotation, molecular function: protein heterodimerization activity; structural constituent of chromatin; DNA binding. Bases 56 to 367 code for a protein of 103 amino acids. Gene Ontology annotation, cellular component: nucleosome. Gene Ontology annotation, biological process: nucleosome assembly. The record is from RefSeq and is a predicted model, not a curated record.
GACUCCAUUGUAUCGCAUCAAAAUCAAAUCCGAAACCCUAGAAUUCUAGCUGAAAAUGUCUGGCCGUGGAAAGGGUGGAAAGGGCUUGGGUAAGGGAGGUGCCAAGCGCCACCGGAAGGUUCUCAGAGAUAACAUUCAGGGUAUCACCAAGCCUGCCAUUCGCCGGCUUGCUAGAAGAGGUGGUGUGAAGAGGAUCAGUGGGCUGAUCUAUGAGGAAACCAGAGGGGUUCUUAAGAUCUUCCUUGAGAAUGUGAUUCGCGAUGCUGUGACCUACACUGAACAUGCGAGAAGGAAGACGGUCACCGCCAUGGAUGUGGUUUAUGCUCUCAAGAGGCAGGGAAGGACUCUUUAUGGAUUUGGCGGUUAAUUGUAAUUUCUUAAAAGGUUUGGAUCCAGCGCUAGUGGAUGUAGAUUGUGUUUUUAGAUUGUUUUUAAGGACUCUUGUUUCACUGUUAUCUGCAACUCUCAUUUUCCACAAGUAAUGGAAAUUUGAACUUUGCCCAA